AUGCCUUCCCUCAAGUCUUCCUCCAUCCAGGCGAUGCUCGCCCUCGCGGCAUCGACCUCGGCCCUUCCCACCCUGCAGAAACGUGCCCAGGCCGCCGAAAACCUGUGUGGCAUGCCCGAUGAUUCGCUCAUCCUCACCGGAACCCCGUGGAUCGUGUACAACAUGAUGUACAACUCGGCUCAGAUCGAGGGCAGUGCCUGCACCGGCUAUGUUGGCACCACGACCGACGCCAACGGCAACCCGGCCGUCAAGUGGAACAGCACCUGGAACAUUGAAUACGUCCAGUCUACCGACAACGUCCCCAAGGGCUACUCGUUCGUUGGCUUGACCCAGAACCUUGAGAACCGCAUCAGCGACAUUGGCUCCAUCCCGACCACCUACGAGUGGACCAGGACCAACACGACCGCCUACAAGGGCAACGUCUGCUACGACUUCAUGACCUCGGACACCAAGGGUGACUCCACCAGCUCCAACGCCCAGGAGCUCAUGCUCUGGCUGCAGUACGAGGGUGGCCAGCUGCCCAUCGGCUGGACUGACGGCGCUGUUGCCACCAUCGACAACCUGUACGGUACUUCGUGGAAGCUCUACCAGGGCAAGAACGAAGACACCGGCAUCACUGUUAGCAGCCUGCUGCCCGACACUCAGUUCACUGGCUCUUUCAGUGGUGACAUCAAGGACUGGCUUCUUGCCUUGGUCAAGCAGGGUGUCUUUACUGAGAGCACCUACGUGAACGUUGGCAAUGCCGGCACUGAGCCCUUCUACGGCGAUGCCGUCUUCGAGGCCACCCUUGGCCUGCAGGUUAACGUCGGAUCCAGCUCGUCUGUUGCCCCUGUUUCUUCUGUGGCCCCUACCACCACCGCUGCCCCAUCUUCCACCAAGGCCCCUGCAUCCACUGAGGCACCUGUUUCCACCGAGGUUGCCACAUCUUCUACCCCCGCCGUCGCGCCGUCCAGCGCUGUGGCCAUCAACAUCCCCUCCUCCAGCAGCACCCUCGCCGUCGAAUACACCCCGACCCCGCUGGCCACCUCGACGGCUGCGGCCACUACUCCCGCCUCCGCCGCCGCCUCCUCAGCCGCCGUCGACGGUGCCAACGCGUCUUCAUCCUCCUCCGUCGAGGCACCCGCUUCCUACACCACUUCCCCCGCAGCUGAAACACCCGCGCUAAGCACCCCAGCCAUCCCCACCACCAGCGCUGCUGACUCCGCUAUCCCUACAGGUAACUCCGGUCACCACUCCGGAUCCCACAGCUUCGCCGGUAACGGCGCCGCCGCCCCAACUCCUGGAUUCGACGCCGGUGUUUCCGGCGAGAACGGCCAGGGCCAGAGCCAGGGUCUUGCUCCCGCCGAGGGCGAUGAGGAUGGCCCCUGCGCGGUUGAAUACAUCUACGUAUGA
Molecule: messenger RNA, 1392 nt
Organism: Lasiodiplodia theobromae
Lineage: Eukaryota; Fungi; Ascomycota; Dothideomycetes; Botryosphaeriales; Botryosphaeriaceae
Product: Family 12 glycoside hydrolase protein
Exons: 2
Coding region: 1-1392 (463 amino acids)
Biological process (GO): polysaccharide catabolic process
Molecular function (GO): cellulase activity
Source: RefSeq, a predicted model, not a curated record